Molecule: messenger RNA, 452 nt
Organism: Hymenoscyphus albidus
Lineage: Eukaryota; Fungi; Ascomycota; Leotiomycetes; Helotiales; Helotiaceae
Source: the annotation of a GenBank genome assembly
AUGCAGAGAUGCAGAGAUGCAGAGGAGCUUCAAGGUUUGGUUGGGUUGAAGGUUGAGAUGGGACAGACGAGACGGGAGCUUGGAGGUUGGAGCUUACUCGAGUACUCGUACCCCCCAGCCAGUACCGACGUCCAGCUAUCUACCUGCAGACUAGCUACGUAUCUACCAGCGCCUACCUACGGUGGUGAGGGUAGGUACGUAGUGAGGGUGGGGGUAAGAGAAAGGGAGGUGUGCCAAGACAAAUUUCAGUUCAGCAGGAACGACUCGAUUCGAACCUCAACAACCUGGAACUCGGAGUCUCCAAAUCUCGAAGUCUCGAAGUCGCAAAGACACAGAACACGAGUAAUCUUGCAACCUGCUACGUCACCUUCUCUACACAAGUACUGCUUCUACACUCACUACUCAAUGCACAUUGCACAUGGCAAUUCAAACACACGAUGAAAGACGCAUAA